Lipotes vexillifer (Yangtze River dolphin) is the source of this 1222-nucleotide messenger RNA. Its product is annotated as bone morphogenetic protein 8B-like. The record is from RefSeq and is a predicted model, not a curated record. NCBI's taxonomy places the organism in Eukaryota, Metazoa, Chordata, Mammalia, Artiodactyla, Lipotidae. Gene Ontology annotation, cellular component: extracellular region. Bases 1 to 1212 code for a protein of 403 amino acids. The transcript is spliced from 7 exons. Gene Ontology annotation, molecular function: cytokine activity; growth factor activity.
AUGGCCGCGCGCCCCGGGCCGCUCUGGCUGCUGGGCCUGGCGCUGUGCGCGCUGAGCGGCGGCGGCGCCUCUGGCCCGCGCCCCUCGCCCGGCUGCCCGCAACGGCGCCUGGGCCCGCGCGAGCGCCGCUACCUGCAGCGCGAGAUCCUGGCGGUGCUCCGGCUGCCCGGGCGGCCCCGGCCCCGCGCGCCGCCCGCCGCCGCCCGGCUGCCCGCGUCCGCGCCGCUCUUCAUGCUGGACCUGUAUCGCGCCAUGGCCGGCGAGGGCGACGAGGACGGCGCGACCCCCGAGCGGCGCCUGGGCCGCGCCGACCUGGUCAUGAGCUUCGUCAACAUGGUGGAGCAGGACCGCACCCUGGGCCGCCAGGAGCCCCAGUGGAAGGAGUUCCGCUUUGACCUCACCCAGAUCCCGGUGGGGGAGGCCGUCACGGCCGCGGAGUUCCGGAUUUACAAGCUGCCCAGUACCCACCUGCUCAACUGGACCCUCCACAUCAGCAUGUUCGAGGUGGUCCUGGAGCAGUCCAACAGGGAGUCUGACUUGUUCUUUUUGGAUCUUCAGACGCUCCGAUCUGGGGACGAGGGCUGGCUGGUGUUGGACGUGACAGCAGCCAGUGACCGCUGGCUCUUGAACCGUAGCAAGGACCUGGGACUCCGCCUCUAUGUGGAAACAGAUGAUGGGCGCAGCGUGGAUCUUGGCCUGGCCGGUCUGCUGGGGCAACAGGCACCGCGCUCCAAACAGCCUUUCGUGGUCACCUUUUUCAGGGCGAGCCCCGGCCCCGUCCGAGCCCCUCGGGCGGUGAGGCCCCUGAAGAGGAGGCUGCCGAAAAGAACCAACGAGCUGCCGCCCCCAAACAAACUGCCGGGGAUCUUCGACGACGUCCACGGCUCCCACGGCCGACAGGUGUGCCGUCGGCAUGAGCUCUAUGUCAGCUUCCGGGACCUUGGCUGGCUGGACUGGGUCAUCGCCCCCCAAGGCUACUCAGCCUAUUACUGUGAAGGGGAGUGCUCCUUCCCACUGGACUCCUGCAUGAACGCCACCAACCACGCCAUCCUGCAGUCACUGGUGCACCUGAUGAAGCCUGAGGCGGUGCCCAAGGCGUGCUGCGCGCCCACCAAGCUGAGCGCCACCUCCGUGCUCUACUACGACAGCAGCAACAACGUCAUCCUGCGCAAGCACCGCAACAUGGUGGUCCGCGCCUGCGGCUGCCACUGAGGCCCCGCCC